AUGACUUCGCACCUCAUCUCAACAGCCAUGAUGCCUCAGGUUGCUGGCGAGAACCAGGCAAGAAUGGUACCUCCCUUGGCCAAUAACUCCGGGCGCUCUCCAAAGCCUCACGUCAUGGACAUUCUUAACAGCAUCGUUACCAUGGGUCGUCUUGUGCAAACUGUGCAUGACCAGGUUCUUGCUCAUGACGCCUUCCUCACCUCCAGUGCGGAGAAAUUUGAGAAAGCAUACUUUGCCGAAUAUUAUAAAUUACUGCAAUCAUCUGCCACAAAUAACGCCAUGGGCCGAGACAUUGAGGAUCUUCGUCGAGAGAAUGCCAAGUACAAAAACCUCGAAGGGCAUUCACAGCGAUUGAAAGAUGAUCUACUCGCAUGCCAAGCGAGAUAUCGAGAGCUCGACGAUUUGAACAUCCGGAUCGAGAAGGAGAACAAAAAACUCAUGGAUGUCAAUGCAGAAAUGGGAAAAAUGGUUGUUGGCCUCCGAGCUCAGGUUUUAAGCUUGGAAGCUAAGCUCGACGAAGUUGGAUAUCAGCCAUUGAGUGCCGAUAAUGGCCAGGAAAUAACUGCACAAACGCAGGCUGAUGUCAAGGACGAGAGUGAUCUCUCUAGCAUCAGUCCUCCAAACGUACAACUGCCAGAGUCACUUCCACCAUCUCUGAAAAGGAAGCACAGCGCGCUUGAAGAUGACGAUGAAGUUGACUCUGGGCAAGAACAGCGAAAGGCCCGGCGGCGCAAGUAG
Verruconis gallopava is the source of this 738-nucleotide messenger RNA. RefSeq lists its product as uncharacterized. The transcript is spliced from 2 exons. Lineage: Eukaryota; Fungi; Ascomycota; Dothideomycetes; Venturiales; Sympoventuriaceae. The record is from RefSeq and is a predicted model, not a curated record. The coding region runs from base 1 to 738 and encodes 245 amino acids.